AUGGGCUUCAAUGUAGGGCCUAAACAGCCCUACUUUGGUUUGAAAGGUGGAUGGUUGACAUUUUGGAUCUCUGUUGCUUGUGCAACAGAUAUGACUUUGUUCGGCUAUGAUCAGGGUGUCUUUGGUGGUGUCAUUGUCACGCCAGAUUUUCUAAAGGUUCAUAACCUCGGUGGUGAUUCGAAAACCUCGCUGCUGGGCACGGUGGUUGCCAUCUAUGAUGUUGGCUGUUUCUUUGGUGCCGUCACGGCCGUCUGGCUCGGUGAGAAGCUAGGUCGAAGAAAGUCUGUCCUCGUUGGAACAACCAUCAUGAGUAUUGGCGCCAUUCUACAGAUUGCUUCGUUCAGCACGGCUCAGAUGAUCGUCGGGCGUAUUGUGGCUGGGAUUGGCAAUGGUAUCAAUACCGCCACUGCACCAGUAUGGCAAACGGAAACGUCUGCAAUCAAAUGGAGAGGCAAGCUUGUCGUCAUUGAGCUCAUCCUCAACAUUGCUGGCUUUUCACUGUCGAAUUGGGUCACCUUCGGCUUCUCUUUUCUGUCAGGGGGUGUGGCAUGGCGCUUCCCCCUUGCAUUUCAGUUCUUUUUCAUAAUUAUCCUAUUUGCCACAGUACCUUGGUUACCAGAAUCUCCCAGAUGGCUCAUUGCCCACGAUUACGAAGACGAGGCGUUCAAGAUCCUUGCUGACCUUGAGAACAAGAAAGAAGAUGACCCUUUCAUCCUCGCUCAACACAAGGAGAUUGUUUACACUGUCCAAUACGAGCGCGAAAAUGCUGUCCCUUGGUCGAAACUGCUGAUCGGAAAGACUGGGGACAAAGGCGGCACAAAAACGAUUCGCCGUCUCCUUCUCGGCGCCGGCACCCAAGCUAUGCAGCAACUGUCUGGGAUUAAUGGCAACUACUACCUCCCUACAGUACUCAUCAAAUCCGUCGGGCUGACUGAAAAGAUGGCCCGACUGCUUGCCGCCUGCAACAGCGUGUCUUAUCUGCUCUUUUCUCUUAUCGGAAUCCCUAAUGUCGAGAGGUGGGGUCGUCGAAAUAUGAUGAUCUUCGCCUCCACCGGCCAAAGUUUCUGCUACUUACUUAUAACCGUCUUGCUUCGCUACAACGAGAAGCCUGGCUACCCCCAUGCUCAGGAAGUUGCAAGUGCCAGCAUUGCGUGGUUCUUUUGCUAUUACGUCUUCUUUGGAAUUGGAAUGCAAGGAGUUCCUUGGUUAUACCCUACGGAAAUCAACUCGCUCGCAAUGAGGACGAAAGGUGCAGCCAUCGGAACAGCGACUAAUUGGAUCUUCAACUUCAUGGUGGUUGAGAUCACUCCUAUUGGUAUUCAAAAUUUGGCGUGGAAGUUCUACAUCAUCUGGACGGUUCUGAAUGCCUCAUUUGUGCCGAUUUUGUACUUUAUCUAUCCCGAAACGGCAGGUCGUUCACUGGAAGACAUUGACGACUACUAUCGCACGGAUCCACCCUUGCUGGUAUUCCGGGACAAGGACGUGACUUCGACCAAGAGGCCGGAGAAAUACAAGGUCAGAGAGGAGGAAGAGGUCAGACGGGCAUCAACGGCGGACCCAAUGGCGUUUAGACGAGCGAGCAAAGUCAGCAUCAGAGAUGCUACUGCCAUGGCCAGAAACACGCACAUGGCAGCGGCAACAGGUCGAGACGACGAGAGUUAUGAAGGAAAGACCGAAGCAGGAGAUGUUGGACAGGAACGGGUAAUUCACAAGGAGGAGGUUUAG
Messenger RNA from Exophiala oligosperma, 1725 nucleotides. RefSeq lists its product as uncharacterized. Gene Ontology annotation, cellular component: membrane. The record is from RefSeq and is a predicted model, not a curated record. Lineage: Eukaryota; Fungi; Ascomycota; Eurotiomycetes; Chaetothyriales; Herpotrichiellaceae. Bases 1 to 1725 code for a protein of 574 amino acids. The transcript is spliced from 11 exons. Gene Ontology annotation, molecular function: carbohydrate:proton symporter activity. Gene Ontology annotation, biological process: carbohydrate transport; transmembrane transport.